This is a messenger RNA of Manis pentadactyla (Chinese pangolin), 1562 nucleotides long. It is a transcript of the gene TMEM116, whose product is annotated as transmembrane protein 116. Gene Ontology annotation, cellular component: plasma membrane. Lineage: Eukaryota; Metazoa; Chordata; Mammalia; Pholidota; Manidae. Gene Ontology annotation, molecular function: G protein-coupled receptor activity. The record is from RefSeq and is a predicted model, not a curated record. Bases 233 to 1246 code for a protein of 337 amino acids. The transcript has 11 exons. Gene Ontology annotation, biological process: adenylate cyclase-activating G protein-coupled receptor signaling pathway.
CGCGCGCGCGCACUAGGUGAGCUCUCCGCCGACCCGCCCCCUUCUCGUCCUCGGUGUGAGGAGAGGCCCAGAGAGCGUGCCUGGCGUCUCGGCAGCUCCUCGUUGGCUGCCUUUCCACUUCGACGAUGACGAAGCCGGACACCAUGUCUUCCUGCCUUCGGUCCGUCAGGCAGUGGGUUGGGACCCGCUACAGUCCUCGGUUUUUUCUGCAAUACAGUGGAUACAAUUUAUUAUGGCUAUUCUGAGUGUUAUAGGUUCAAGUUCACUUAUUGCCUACAUUGUAUUCCAGAAUAUACAGAAAUCUCCAGAGAUGAGACCACUUUUUCUUCUGAGCUUCUCUGACCUCCUUCUGGGAAUAUACUGGCUCAUUGAGACACUUCUCUAUGGAACUUCAGUGGCCAAUAAGGACAUUGUUUGCUAUAACCUGCAAGCAGUUGGACAGAUACUCUACAUUUCCUCAUUUCUCUACACCAUCAAUUACAUCUGGUAUCUGUACAAAGAAAUGAGGGUGAAACACAACCAGAGUGGACAGAGCACAUUUCCACUGGUUAUAGAUUAUACUUGUCGAGUUGGCCCAAUAGCCAUUGUUUUUUCAAGCCUGAUACCUGUGCUUUUGAUGAUUCCUGUAUUCUGUUUGGGCAAUGCUAGGGAAUGUUUCUGCAACUUCAGCCAGAGCCACAGGUGUAUCCUGAUGCACUCACCACCAUCAGCCAUGGCUGAACUCCUGCCUUUUGCCAACAUAUCAGUCUGUAGCACACUUUACUUUUAUCAGCUCACAACUUUCCUGGCCAGCUUUCUACUCAGCCUCUUCAUCAUCGCGGUCUUACUCAUCCAAGCCCAGACACUGUACAAGAAGUUUCUGAAAUCGACGGGCUUUCUGGGGAGUGAACAGUGGGCAGUGAUUUAUAUUAUGGAGCAGCGAGUGUGCUUCUACCCAGUGGCCUUCUUUUGCUGCUGGGGCCCAGCUGUCAUUUUGGUGAUCAUAAAGUUGACUAAGCCACAGGACACCAAGCUUCACCUGGCCCUCUAUGUUCUCCAGGCUCUAACAGCAUCAUCCCAGGGUCUGCUCAACUGUGGAGUAUACGGCUGGACACAGCACAGAUUCUACCAAGUAAAGCAAGAGGCCCGGCAUGAUGCAGACACCCAGACACCAUUAUUAUGCUCACAGAAGAGAUUCUAUAGCAAGACCCUAGAUCCACUGGAAUCUACCUUUGCUUUUACUACCAGCACCUCCACCAUUCUUUGAAACUAUAAUACUGGAGUAUCCAGGAAUUGGAAUUAUUCCACACUAAUGGAUUGGGAGGUAUUAAGAUACAACAUUUAAGUCUUUCCCAACCAUGCCUUAAACUGUGGAAGUGAAAGUGAAUAUAAUGUCAUGGUUAGUAGCUAUUCUAGGUGAAUUGGGCAGGAUCUCUGUUAUUCUCAGAUUCACUCGUGAUUCUUAAAGUCUUUGUUCAGAGAGAUGAGGUCACUUUCCAUCUUAAGAGAUAGACUAAUAUUACCUUGGUGAAUAUUAGAUUUGUAUAAGUCUCUUCUAGAAAAAAAAUAAAUUCCAGGUUAUU